AUGAAGCAACACAACAAACAGUUUCCACCGACGCACCCUACUGCACGCCAAGCACGAGACACCAAGCAGGAGCCAAGCACGAACACCAAGCAGGAGACACAAGCACGAGACACCAGCACCAAGCAGGAACACCAGCAGGAGACACCAAGCACGAGACACCAAGCAGGAGACACCAAGCACGAGACACCAAGCAGGAGACACCAAGCAGGAGACACCAAGCACGAGACACCAAGCAGGAGAACCAAGCAGGAACACCAAGCAGAAACACCAAGCAGAGACACCAAGCACGAGACACCAAGCAGGAGACACCAAGCAGGAGACACCAAGCAGGCACGUCAAGCAAUAACCCUCGAGAUUGUAUCGUGUUGUAAAAGGCUACAUGAUUUAUACAAGAAGGUGUAUCUCUGA
Messenger RNA from Penaeus vannamei (Pacific white shrimp), 408 nucleotides. The record is from RefSeq and is a predicted model, not a curated record. Lineage: Eukaryota; Metazoa; Arthropoda; Malacostraca; Decapoda; Penaeidae.